Messenger RNA from Hylaeus volcanicus, 2840 nucleotides. RefSeq names its product cysteine--tRNA ligase, cytoplasmic (gene CysRS). Gene Ontology annotation, cellular component: cytoplasm. Gene Ontology annotation, biological process: cysteinyl-tRNA aminoacylation. NCBI's taxonomy places the organism in Eukaryota, Metazoa, Arthropoda, Insecta, Hymenoptera, Colletidae. The record is from RefSeq and is a predicted model, not a curated record. Gene Ontology annotation, molecular function: ATP binding; cysteine-tRNA ligase activity. The transcript is spliced from 10 exons. The coding region runs from base 391 to 2592 and encodes 733 amino acids.
ACAUUGUUUAUCAGACUGAAAUCUAGGUUAGAGUAGCUGAUGAUGCAAAUUUCAAAAUUUGUAACGUUAUCUGUAGAUAAGUUUAACAGUUGUUUAACAGUUUGUUGAUAAAACUUACGGUACAUUUUAUUUAAUACAGCUAAAGGGAACAUACUACUGUCAGUUUUGAAUGCCUGGUACUCGAAUAUGAUUGAGCUAACUCUGUACGAGGAAAUUAUUGUAAACUUUUAAUAAAAUUCCGGCCACGUGAUUUUUGUUUGACAGUCUGGUUUACUUUCUUUAUGCGUCUUUUUUGGAAUUUUGUUCUUUGAAGUGUCAUAAUUUUACGAACAUUUUUGAAACGAGACUUAUUUUUACUCGGAAUUGUCUACGAGAUUGUAUUAUUUAAAAAUGACAAAAAGGUUACAAUCACCUUGGGUUCCACCGCAAAGAAAGAACCCUGUGGUUCUUAAAUUGUAUAAUAGUUUAACAAGAGACAAAGAAGUAUUUGUUCCUCAAUUUGGAAAUCGUAUAUUGUGGUACAGUUGUGGACCCACUGUGUACGAUGCAUCACAUAUGGGACAUGCCAGAUCAUAUAUAUCUUUUGAUAUAUUAAGGCGUAUUUUGUCUGAUUAUUUUGGAUAUAAUAUUUUAUAUGUAAUGAAUAUUACCGAUAUAGAUGAUAAGAUUAUAAAGAGAGCUAGGCAAAACUAUUUGUAUGAGAAAUAUGUAGAAGAGAUUCGUAGUCUAGAUGAAACUCUGGAUGAUGCAAAAAGUGUGAUGUCUACCUUUGAAGAAACAGUAAAGACUACGAACGACUUGGACAAGAAAUGUAUGCUACAAAAAAUGUUGAGUAAUGUAGAACAGGCAAUUGGAAAUCUUGAAAAUUCAGUGAAACUUAAAGAUGAAGUUAAAAUUAAAGAAUCCCAAGAAUUGCUAUUAAAAGAAGCACGAGAUCCUUUGGCAGAUUGGUUAGACAAGAAGAAGGGAAGUACGGUCACGGAACACUCGAUAUUUAAUAAACUGUCACAACAUUGGGAGUUAGAGUUCCAUAAAGAUAUGGAUGCUUUAAAUGUAUUAAGGCCAAAUGUUUUGACAAGGGUUAGCGAAUAUGUUCCUGAGAUAGUAGCAUUCAUUCAAAAAAUUAUAGAAAAUGGACUUGCAUAUGAGAGCAACGGUUCAGUAUACUUUGAUGUUGCUACCUUUGAUAAGCAAGACAAACAUUAUUAUGCUAAACUUGUUCCUGAAGCAUACGGCGAUAUGUCAAGUUUACAAGAAGGAGAAGGAGACUUGAGUACCUCUGAGACAUCUGAAAAGAGGUCAUCAACGGAUUUUGCGCUGUGGAAACAUUCGAAAGAGGGAGAGCCAUGGUGGGAAAGUCCUUGGGGUAAUGGACGACCUGGUUGGCAUAUAGAGUGUUCGGUUAUGGCAUCUAUAAUUUGUGGAGAAAGUUUAGAUAUUCACACUGGAGGAGUAGAUUUAAAGUUUCCACAUCAUGAUAAUGAAUUAGCUCAAUCAGAAGCAUACUUUAAUAAUUCUAAUUGGGUUAGAUAUUUUCUGCAUUCCGGUCAUCUGACCAUAGCAGGCUGCAAAAUGUCAAAAUCAUUGAAAAAUUUCAUUACUAUACAAGAUGCGCUGAAAAAACAUUCAGCAAGACAGCUUAGGCUUGCAUUUCUUUUGCAUUCGUGGAAGGAUACAUUAGAUUAUAGUGAAAAUACCAUGAGUAUGGCUGUUCAAUAUGAAAAGUUUUUAAAUGAAUUCUUUUUAAACGUAAAAUGUAAAAUUAGAUCUUUGGGUACAGAAACAAAUAUCGAUACCUUUACUAAAUGGAGAAAUUCCGAAAUGGAAUUAAAUACAAAGUUCUGUAAUGCUAAGGACUCUGUACACAAUGCAUUAUGCGAUAAUAUCGAUACAAGAAGUGCUCUUGAUGCAAUUCGCGAUCUUGUGACGCACUGUAACAUUUAUAUGAACCAAAGUAAACAACCAAACACAUUAUUACUCAGAGAUGUUGCAGUUUACAUUACGAAAAUGUUUACUAUAUUUGGUGCAAUAUCAUCUUCGCAUGAUACCAUUGGUUUUCCAAUAGAUGAUAAGAUUGCAAAUGCGAAUGUUGAAGAUAUCGUUAUGCCGUAUCUUGAGAUUUUGGCAAAUUUCCGACAAAAAGUAAGAGAUCAAGCUAAGACACUGAAAGCCAGCAGUAUUCUCGAGGAAUGUGAUAAAUUACGCGACGACAUUUUACCAAAUAUUGGAGUGCGGUUGGAGGAUACUACCGAAGAAUCCUGCAAAGUUAAACUAGUGAACAAAGAAGAAGUUUUAAAGGAAAAAGAAUGCAAACAGAAACUUGAACUCGAAAAGUCGCUGGAGAAAGAAAAGCGGAAGGCGGAAGCCACAGCGGCAGCUGCAGCGAAAGAAGAACAAAGAAAAAUUCCUCCCACCGAGAUGUUUAAACUAGAGAAGGAUAAAUAUUCUCAAUUCGAUAGCAAUGGUAUACCGACGCACGAUGUUGAUGGUAAAGAGAUUAGCAAGGGACAAAUGAAGAAGCUGCAAAAACUGCAACAAGCACAACAAAAAAGAUACAACGAAUACGUUACUUCCCUGGAAAUCGGCACAUAACAUGUUUCUCUAACAUAGUAUUAAUUUCGCGCAUUAAAAUGUACUCGGCCAGGAAAAUGAUCGUUUUCGCGCGCUACGAAUAUUUAUUUUCACUUGAUUUUCGCAAUCAUUAUACCGCUUAUUAAUUUAUUAUAUUUUUCUAAAAUGAAGCAGAUAACAAUUAUAGCUACUGUAUUUAUACAUUUGUAACGUUGAUUGCACUAUUGUAUUCAUUUAAACAAGAACGAAUAAAUUUAAUUGCAAUACAA